Messenger RNA from Arachis ipaensis, 2168 nucleotides. RefSeq names its product GDSL esterase/lipase At2g03980. Gene Ontology annotation, molecular function: hydrolase activity, acting on ester bonds. NCBI's taxonomy places the organism in Eukaryota, Viridiplantae, Streptophyta, Magnoliopsida, Fabales, Fabaceae. The record is from RefSeq and is a predicted model, not a curated record.
CUAGGAAUUUUUCUUCAAAGAACCAAACCACAUUAUAGAACAAUAAGCGUUCCUAGAACCUCCUUACUAUAAAAAGCGGACGUCAUGACAGAAGUAACCCCAUCAUAUCAUAAUUCAUAUCCAUAGUUUCAAAUACACAAUUAAAUUGACUCCAAAAAAAUGAGUACCAACAACCAUCUAAACCAUAGUUUGAUCCUAACCGUGUUGCUACUCAUAGCAUUUGCAACGAAGAGUGAGCAAUCAAAACAGAUUCCAGCACUGUAUGUGUUCGGUGAUUCACUUGUUGACAGUGGUAACAACCACUAUGUGCCAGGAGAGGAUCUGCAAAAUUUCUUUCCUUAUGGCAUAGAUUUCGGCACACCCACUGGUCGCUGCACCAAUGGCAAAACUGUUGCUGAUUUCCUUGCUAUAUACCUUGGUCUGCCUUUUGCCCCUGCGUACUUGGGACUUUCAAGUAAAGGAAAGAGAGUCAUAACUACAGGCAUAAAUUACGCAUCGGCGGGUUCUGGAAUUUUGCCAGACACCAAUAAUAAAACUUCAUUUAUAAUGGACGAACAAAUAAGGGGAUUCGAGAGGACAGUUAAGGGGAUUUUGCCAAAGGGGUUAGGUGAAGAAGCAGUGGAGAAACAUGUAUCUGAAUCCUUGUUUUUGGUAUCUUCUGGUGUGAAUGAUCACUUCAAAAACAGAACAUUUCGUGGUAGUAGGAAAUUUGCUUCCUACCUCAUAAAUGAAUUCAAAAUACGCUUGCAGAUACUUCAUAGCCUAGGAGCGAGAAAAUUCUUUGUGAACAAUGUUCCUCCAGCAGGGUGCUUUCCAUCAAUAUCUCUGCACUCAAAACCAAUAGGAAAGUGUAGUGAGAAGAUGAACAAACGGAUCUCCUUUUACAAUAAGAAAUUGCUUAUUUUACUCCAUGAAUUGCAGACUCAGCUUCCGGGUUUUACCUUUGUCCAUUCAGAUCUCAACAAGAGCAUCAUGGAGAUAAGACAAAACCCACAUAAAUAUGGGAUAGUAGAAGCAACCAAACCAUGUUGCCCUCGAAGCAUCAAUGGUGAUCUGGCAUGCCGUCCGUAUAGUGAUUUUUGUGCAAACAGAAACACAUAUCUUUUCUUUGAUGACCACCCAACCGAGAGAGCCAACCAAAUAUAUGCAAUAAAGUGCUUCAUUGACCAUUCUAUCUGCACUCCUCGCAUAAACAUCAGACACUUUCUAUAACUUAUAAUUUCUUAAAUAAAUCAGGUACCUCUAAGCUAGCGUCUAAGCUCUGAAUCAAUCUUACGAUACUAGUGCUUGGAAUCUGGGUUAUUAAAUUCGAUGGACGUUUAAUAUCUAGAAAGAGUGACUUUGUUUAUUGUACUUGAUGCAUCUUAAUAAUAAUAAUAAUAAUAAUUGAUACGGCCGUUACAAAUCCGAUGUCAUAACUCAGCAUUAUACCUAGCCUUCAACUCAACGGAUUACAUUCUGAAAUAAAAACGUUCGACCUGGUGUUGUCACCUACUGAAUUCUAAUAAUUGAUCUUCAAUGUAGAUGACCAACAAAAGCGUAACCGAUCUAUUUUACUCCACCAAUAAAGGUAUGAUAUUUUAUCCUCAAAAGAUACACUGAAUUCAUAAUACUAACUUAAGCAUUGGAGUGCCUUUUGCAGAUACACUCUCCCUUUGUUCGUACUCUCCGCGACGUGAUGUCACUCUGGGAAAAGAGCUCGGACCUUCCAAGUAUAUAGCUCAGCGUGGAAGGCAACAAGCUUGGCGUCGACUCCCAAAAACCGAAUUACGUCCAAGUUAUUCACACAAGAAUAAUUGGCGCCCACCGUGGGGCUGAAGAUAUAGUUAUUUUCUUUUUUUUUUUCAUCGGCCUCAAUAUUUCCACCUUUAACCAUGGCUGAUCUACCUCCACCUAUGCCGUCCGAACUUCUUUGGAUGGUAACUGAGUUGCAACAAGCCAACUACCGCAUGGUGGAGGAGAAUCAAAGAAUGACAAACUAGAUUGCCGAGCUAACUAAUGCUCAUAUUGAAAACAAUGAUGGUCGUCUAGAACGAACAGAAGAGGCCGAGCACCAAUCUAGUCCAACGUAUGUAUCAGAAACUACUCGGAAUGAAAAAGCUCAACCUCAACGGAACGAAGAAGCUCAACCUCAACGGUACGAAAAAGCUCGGGCAGAAAACGAAAAC